AAUGCAGGACACCCUAUUUUUUGGAAUAACAUUGUACGAAGACCUUAGCAAUGAUAUCAUUAAGGACUUUGUCAAACAUUUAUUGCAAACUGUUAAUAGUUCAGAAAUUAGUAAUACAACCGAAUUUAGCUCCCGGCUUCCUACGGACAAUGUAUGGUUACAUAAAUUUUAUGCUACACCAAUCUAUUCUUUGUCGGAGUCAAUUGACAAUCAUCGCCAAAUGAUGCAGCUUUCCAUGUUUGAUAUGCCAAAGGCUUUCGUUUACCUCGAAGCAGACUUGGACUUGCGAACAAAAAAGAAGACGAGAUUUUUAUCUGGAGUAAAAGGCACAAUUCUUUUACCAAAAAGAUUUGACACAGGGAUUAAAAAGCGAAUUAUUGCUUUUUGUAAGUCUGCAGAAGACAAGGAAAUUGCUUUAAAAUAUGGAGCUACUUUUUUUGGAUCUACUAAUGUAAUAGCAGGAAUCGAAAAAGGGGAGAUUCGUUAUGAAGAUUUUGACCAUAUAGUUUGUGCAGCAGAUACGCUGACUGACAUUUCUCCUAUAAGGAAAUUUUUAAAGGAACAUUAUCCGACCCAAAAGGCUAACACCUUAGGCUCUGAUUUGGAAGGCAUGCUGCUGCUCUAUAAGUAUGGAUACACCUAUGAAAGUAACAAGCUAAACGAAGCCAAUGGAAAAGUCACUGUACCUAUAGGAACCCUUGAUAUGUCAGUUGAGGACCUGCAAAUUAAUCUCCAACAUUAUAUCGAUACUUUUGAAAGUCAAAGAACAUCAAGAUCGUCUAAUUGGCGAUUUGUGAAGAAUAGUUAUGUUACUUGUCCCCCUUCUGUAGAAAAAUUUAAGUUAUCUGAAGACUUUACAGUACCUUCCGCAAAAAUUAAAUAA
Molecule: messenger RNA, 883 nt
Organism: Dimorphilus gyrociliatus
Lineage: Eukaryota; Metazoa; Annelida; Polychaeta; Dinophilidae
Source: the annotation of a GenBank genome assembly